AGUGGCGAGGCAGGCAACUGCCGCUCUUGCAAGUAAACUGCGAGCUUCAAUUCGUUUCUUCUUUACUUCCCAACCUAUACAUACAUCCACUUGUACCUAUAGAAGAGGUACGCGGCGGUUGUACAGAGCACAUAAUCAAGUGCAUGUCGGAGAGAGACCUCCGGAGAAGGAUUCCGGUGAGCCGGAUUGUUAGAAGCAGAGCAUCGCAUCGAUCGUCGCUGUCGCCGUCACCGUCACCGUUAGGUCAUCGGAGAAGUAGGCCUGUGCCUGUGCCUUUGCCUGUGCGACGCCGAUCAUCGAAGCAGCCGCUGAUUAGGGCCUUGAAACGAUGCGGAUCGGAGCCGACUCUCCGGCCUUCUGGCGCCUCCGCUCCGGACGACGGUGGCUGGAGCCUGACGCCGCCGCAGGAGGAGGUGCUUUUCCGUCCGCAGACUUGUACGGAUAUAUUCUCCACUCCGGACUAUUUCGUGAAGAUAUCUCCGACGAAUCGCCAUUUCCCGGGGUACAACAAGGAGUCGAAGGUGGUGGUUAAUGUGACAUUUGAAGGAUGUCCUGGUCCUGUCCGCACCAUGGUGAAGUUAGGAACAAGUGUGGACGAAACCAUUCGUCUUGCCAUUAACAAAUACAGUGAAGAAGGUCGCAGUCCUCAUCUCAAUACCAAUGGUGUCUCAUCCUUUGACUUGUACCACUCCUACUUCAGUCUUCAAAGCCUGAGUAAAUCGGAGUUGAUAGGUGAUGUCGGCAGCAGAAGCUUUUAUCUCCGGAAGAGCAGCAGUAAAAAUAUGAUGAGAGGAGAGGUAUCCACAACCACAACCCCUCUCAAUUCAGACUGUGAUGAUGUUUCCAAUUCCCUUGCUGAAUUCUUCUCUAGAAAGAUCAACAAAAUGUUAAGAAGAUCUGGUAAGCUCUGCCAUUUCUUUGGGUGCUUCCAGUGCUCAGGAUAAACUAUAAACCCAUUAGCCAUACGGCCAUACCCUUUAGCUUUUUUACUGUACUGGAGCCUGGAGGGAGUAGCAUGGUAGUUUCAGAUCACUGCUACUGUGCUGAUUAUAAAUUUUAUAUAUAUGCUUGGGUUUGCUUUCCAUAAAAAAAUUGAAAAAUUUCCCCUUUUUUAUUUGGGAGUUGGGAAAUUCUUUAAAUACAAGUUCCCCACCCUCUGUAUGUAUCCAUUAUAAGUUGUUGAUAAUUGUAGAUUUAUACAAAUUAAACAUGUACGUGUAUGCAUGUGAUCCAUAUUAUCAAGUUUUUGAAUGUUCAGCUAAAUUUCAAGUUC
Ipomoea triloba (trilobed morning glory) is the source of this 1273-nucleotide messenger RNA. RefSeq lists its product as uncharacterized. Bases 144 to 944 code for a protein of 266 amino acids. The record is from RefSeq and is a predicted model, not a curated record. The transcript is spliced from 3 exons. NCBI's taxonomy places the organism in Eukaryota, Viridiplantae, Streptophyta, Magnoliopsida, Solanales, Convolvulaceae.